This is a messenger RNA of Talaromyces amestolkiae, 888 nucleotides long. RefSeq lists its product as uncharacterized. Gene Ontology annotation, biological process: secondary metabolite biosynthetic process. Bases 1 to 888 code for a protein of 295 amino acids. The transcript has a single exon. Gene Ontology annotation, cellular component: cytoplasm; nucleus. Lineage: Eukaryota; Fungi; Ascomycota; Eurotiomycetes; Eurotiales; Trichocomaceae. The record is from RefSeq and is a predicted model, not a curated record.
AUGAUUAUCGAACAUAACACUCCUGGAGUCGACCACACCGUCCAUCUACCGAGGAUUCUCUGUCUACACGGUGGUGGAACAAAUGCCAGGAUCUUCCGAGCACAAUGCCGCAUUGUCAAACGGUAUCUUUCGACCACAUUUCGACUUGUCUUUGCUGAGGCACCGUUCUCUUCCGACGCUGGUCCUGAUGUGACUUCAGUCUAUAAAGAGUUCGGUCCUUUCAAGCGAUGGCUAAGAUCAAAAGAAUCUCACCCCCAAAUUCAUCCAGAUGAUGCUGUCAAGGCUAUUGACCGUAGUCUCAAGGCAGCUAUGGACGAAGACGACCGUCUCGGAGGACGCGGCGAAUGGGUUGGUCUUCUAGGCUUUAGCCAGGGAGCAAAGAUUUGUGCCAGUCUGUUGUUCCGCCAGCAAGUUCGAGCAGAAAGACUCGGCUUACAUCGCGCUGGCUCAAACUGGCGAUUCGCGGUGAUCCUCGCAGGCCGAGGACCUUUGGUUUCACUCGAUCAUCGACUGUUGAUGACCCCUGCCCUUCUCGAUGCAUCCGAAGCUUCCAUGACCGCGUUACCAGAUGAUAUACUUCGAGGUAGCACAGAGCAUAUUCUCUAUCUCCCCACUAUUCACGUUCACGGAACCCUGGACGUUGGAUUGAAUGAGCACCGCAAGCUUCUGACACAAUACUGCGAAGAAGGCACUGCGAGACUCAUGGAGUGGGAAGGCAACCAUCGAGUGCCUAUCAAGACCAAAGAUGUCCUCGCGUUGGUACGGAACAUUUGGGAUGUCGCCUACGAAACAGGUGUAUUGACCAAGCAGUUUGACGUGGAUAUCAUCAUACAAGCCCAAGCACUUGACUCCAUGCCCAUUCACAGACCGCGGACCGUCAUAGCAUAG